Messenger RNA from Aspergillus tanneri, 510 nucleotides. RefSeq lists its product as uncharacterized. The record is from RefSeq and is a predicted model, not a curated record. NCBI's taxonomy places the organism in Eukaryota, Fungi, Ascomycota, Eurotiomycetes, Eurotiales, Aspergillaceae. The coding region runs from base 1 to 510 and encodes 169 amino acids. The transcript is spliced from 7 exons.
AUGGCGGAUCUCUCGAAAGAGCCCUGCUACAAGGCGUAUCUGCACAAGGGAGCGAAGGGAGAAAUUGACUGGCCUGAGUAUAAUGAGGAGACAUUUGAGGUCGAUGACGGUGAUGGUGGAACUGAUGAGGAGCAACAUGAUGAUUCUUCGCUCCCUGAGCUCCCACUCUUGAUGGAUAAUGAGCCUGAUCAUGAUGCUAUUCGUCGUUAUGCUCGCUUGCAUCAUGGAAAGCGUUCCCCAUGUGGUGUCUGCCGAAAGAGAAACAGUGGGCUUGGAAUUAAAUGUGGCCAACGCCCCUACUGUGAACACUGGAACUUGUUCAAGGUCACCUCAUCUAUUAACGGUAAGGGCGUUGACCAGUCUGGUACCAGUAGCAAACCAGUUCCUGACCAGUCACACAAUGCUGAAAGUGACGAUGGUGAGGAGGGUGCUGCAGGUGAUACUGAAUGUCAUGGCGACAAAGAGUCUGAGGGCCCUGAUGAUGCAGAUGCAGAUGCAGGGGAUGAGUAA